CUCACAGCUGGAGGCUCAGCCCCCGCCCCUGGAGGAGGCGCACGCCAGCUCCCCGCCUCGCGAUAGAGUCGAAAUUAAGAUUGUGAUGCUCAAAGUGCAGGCAGAGACACCUUUGCUACCAUUGAAGGAGGACGAGUCGACGCCAUUCAAGACCCCCAGUAACACACCUAUAUACGUAACCAAACCGCACAUAUCAUCAACGCCAUCCCGUGGCCAGUAUAACGUAGUUGUUAGUGAAUCACCGCUUACGAAUGCGUCCAAGAGGUGUCUAAGUGUCAACUCGCUGACCAACUAUUCCUCGCCCAAUCCUUCGCCCACGCCGUCACCUUCGCUCACGUCCACGCUCACCUUUGAACAUUGUGAGCCCAACAACAACAACAACAACGAGGAAGUGUUCUACACCCCGCUCGGCGGACAAACACCAAAUCAUAAACCCACACAAGAAUUCGAACUCUACCCGCAAGACACUUUCGAACGCCUCGAGGGCAAGCAACCGAAGCCAAAUACCAAAAUGCAAAGCAAAGUGGAUGCAGUGGGCCAAAUCACCGGCCAUUGGGGCAAGUGGCAACUGCGCACAGUACUCUUAAUCUUUCUGUGCAAAAUACCCUCCUCCUGGUUUAUGGCUUGCAUCAUUUUCACGGCGCCUGCACCCCGCCAUGGUGAAUUCUUUUGCAAGCCGCCGCCCGAGCUUGGCGUCGAGAAUCAAACGGAAUGGAUCAAGGUGUCGCAUCCCCAAAAGGAGGAGAAGGAAGAUCAGGAGUUCACCAUUGAUUUUUGUAAUGUGUACGAGGAUGCCCAGCAGCACGCUCAUCACUACUAUAACUAUGAAGACCGCUCCCAGGAGCCGGUCAUUUGGGAGAAGCCACUUCAUCGCAACGCAUCUGUUAUACCCUGCACGGAGUUUCAGCAUGCAAGCACUUACCACUCGGUGGUCACCCAAUACGAUCUCGUCUGCUCCCGCGAUAUACUCGUGUCCGUAACGCAGUUCUUCCACUUGUUCGGGGUGCUCACGGGCGGAAUAUUGGCCAAUCACCUUUUAAAAUACUUCAGUCCACGCAGCGUGAUGCUCUUCGGCAUGAUAACACAAAUAUUCUGUGGAAAUCUAACUGGUCAUGUGUCUUCCUAUGAGCUUCAUGUCUUCUUCCGAUGUCUCUCCGCUGUCUGCUGCGCUCAGAUGUACACCGCCGGCGGCAUGAUAAUGGCGGACAUCACUGGUGGCAAAUAUCGCACGUAUGUGUCAACGCUGUUCGAACAAUUCUGGUCUAUUGGAGUUAUGAUGUUACCGGGAUUGGCCAGCUUUUGGUCCAGCUGGUCGCAUCUCUAUAUGGCCAUCUCUUGGCCCACAGUAAUACUCAUUUACCUUUGGCAAUGGAUCCCCGAUUCCCCGCGUUGGAUGAUAGAACGCGGUCGCGUGCAGGAUGCCAAAAAGAUUUUGCUUGAGUGUGCCGAGAUGAAUGGCACACGACUCAGUUUGCCCCACGACAUUGACCAGCAGCUAGAGCUACAGGCACAAACGGCCAUGGAUGCACCGCCUCCAGCGGGCUGGUGGUCCAUUUGGAAAGGUGAGAAGGCAGUGCGGCACAUGAUCUGCGUACAUCUGGCAUGGUCGCUAUACAUCAGCGUCUAUUAUGGCUGCCUGCUGAACAUACGGUCGUUCAGUCGUGACCAUCUGUUCAUCAACACAUUUGUGGCUGGCUUUAGUGAGAUGAUUGGCACAUUCAUUGGACUCUAUUUAAUCAUGAACACCACACGCAAAUGGCUCUGGGCCGGCAUCUUCAAUAUUGUGGCUGGUUGUUUUGCGUGGUGCUGUUGGCUAGUGCCCAAGCCAGGCGUCGUUUCUCUAGAUGCCAACGUUGCGAUGCUUAUGUGCACGGCUAUGGUGUCCAAAAUGGCCAUAUCCACUUCGCUUUCCAUUCUGACCACCAGCACCGUGGAGCUAGUGAGCCCAGAGAAACGCAAGAUAGCUGCCUUUUCGACAAUAUGCUGGGCCCGAUUCUGGCUACUGGGUGCUCCGUUCAUUGGCUCCACCGUUGUGAUUGGCCAACUAAUACCACAGACCGCAUACACGGCACUAGCGGUCAUUGGUGGCGUCUGCAUGUCUUUGAUCAGUGGUCCACGCACGCAUCCCAUCUCGCGUCCCGCCUCGCCCGUGUCCCAGGGCGCCCAGAACAUGGCCGCACAGUUCACUGUCAUCGAUGGAUUGGACAACAAAGGCUAUGAGCCCAGUUCCAAUACCAGCAAUACCAUCUAUUCUACCAAUACGUUUAGGAAAUUGACCACACCGCAGUCGAAUUUACCACCACAGCUGAUGCCCGGCAUUUGGACGACAAAAAUGCACGAGGAUGUCCCACCAAUGUGAUUAAAUACACAACUAUAUGUGUUGAUUGACGGUUAGGGAAACCAAGACAACUGCUGGAAUUGUGCAAGAAUAGAUAUUUGGAAUGGAUUUACGACUUUGAACUUGCUGUGAAUUAUACAAUUGAACACAGUCUACAAAAUUUGAUAUACUCUAUAAACAAGUCUUUUGUGCUAUAUAUAUAUAUAUGUUAUAUAUAUG
This is a messenger RNA of Drosophila navojoa, 2557 nucleotides long. RefSeq names its product organic cation transporter protein. Gene Ontology annotation, molecular function: transmembrane transporter activity. Gene Ontology annotation, biological process: transmembrane transport. Lineage: Eukaryota; Metazoa; Arthropoda; Insecta; Diptera; Drosophilidae. Gene Ontology annotation, cellular component: membrane. The record is from RefSeq and is a predicted model, not a curated record.